Molecule: messenger RNA, 1363 nt
Organism: Camellia sinensis
Lineage: Eukaryota; Viridiplantae; Streptophyta; Magnoliopsida; Ericales; Theaceae
Source: RefSeq, a predicted model, not a curated record
GUGCUCUCUCUCUCCCUCAUUUACCCUACUUGUUUGCUUGCGGGUGUUAGCGUCAGGAAGCUCAAGCUAUUUUCUUCAAUUGAUGUCAAGGAAUGCCAAAACAGGCGAACUUUGAUCUGUGCAGUCAAUCAAGAUGCUGAGGAAUCAUUUAAAAAGACUGUAGAGGUGGAUAGGCUGAUAGAUACAUUGAGAGAUGCAAAUGCAAAUGAACUUCAGAAGCUUGUUGUAGAAAAUGUCCUUGCGUUCAAUGAGAGUUUUUGGAUACGACUUGCAGCUAGAACUGACACCUGCAAAUCUGAGGAUGAUAAAAAAGAUUAUGAAGAGUUGGCCUCAUCUGUAAUGAGCAUAGUGGAUUUCCUUGUUCAUAAAACCAAUGAAAAAAUAGAGUCUGCUACUGAUGUUCUCAAGGAAAUUUUAAAACCUGUAGUUGAUGAUGUGGAAGAGAUUCCUUGGCCUCCUCGAGAUCCUGAAGCUCUCAAGCUUAUGGAGAAAGAAAUAAACCAAAGGGUGCAGGAAGGGCAACUGGAUGAAGGGUUCCUUGCAGAAGUUAAUGCACAACUACGGCAAGCAAAAGAAGAUGAGGACAAGCCAGGGCUUCAGGCUAUGUUGCAAAAAGUUUUGCAACUAUAUGCUUCCAGAGUCCUCUCUAAACGCAGCUAUGCAAAAAAAGAAAAUCAGGUUUUAAAGGCUGAAGAGUUUCUUGAGACCAUAAUUAAAGCUCCUGAAGGUGAGUGGAAUAAGCUGUUGAUCAACGGUAUGACUGUUGGUAAAGGUGAAAUCUCACCGGAUGAAUUUUAUGCUGUUAUUAGGAAACGAAUGGAACGAACUUUGAUCCGAACGGAGGGAGGUUCUUAUGAGCAACGCGUUCUUACUGAAUAUCUGAAGGGCAUUCAAUCAAGAGCGGAGGAGAUUGUCCAAGUACUUCAGGGAAAUCCACAGUAGUUGUUUUUUUGAAGCUUUUAUGUUCAGAUCGAAGCUGGAAGAAACGUCAGUAGAUGUUAGUGCACAUAAAAUGAAAAGCAGUUCCUCGGUAAAUUUGAAAAUGAAGAGUGGAGCGAUGUAGAGAAAAAGGAAGAUCGGUUUUGGAUACGAUGAACACCAUUACACAAACCGAACCAUACAAGGCUGUCAGUGAACCUCGUAAAAGCGCCUGGAUAAGAUAUUUUGAGUCGGUUUUUUGUUGUUGUUGUUGUUGUUGUUGUGAGUUAAUAAUAUUAGAUUGACUGUAUUGUUGAGAUUGACUAUAUUACCCUUGGAUGCUGCCGCAAAACAGGAACCUUGUGAAUUGGAUACAAUUUGUUAAUACUAUUAUGGUAUGUUCAAAGCGAAAUUCUAUGAUACAACACUUUCGGUUGAUACAGCA